AUUCAAAAGAAACAUGUAUGUAGAGUACGUGGAACCAACUGCCACGAUUAGUCCAACAAAAGACCAGAUCUGGUUGGUUGGUGAUGUACAUAGUCGUGAUAUGAUUGGUCCACGUCAUCGUCGAUGACAUUUCUUCCGUGUUCCCCAUAAAAAAGCGACUACAUAACUUCACCAUCACCCUUCGUGGACUAGAAUCUCUAUAAAAGCUUCGUUCGACUUCUAACAAAGAUACUAACAAAUUAAAUACAAACAAAAAAAGAAGAGAGCGUGAGAUAUACACAAAUACUCAAGGAUUCUAUAUUAUGGCUCGCUCAUUCGGAGCGGUUGUGCUGGCGAUCAUUUUGUUUGGAUUUUUAUUUGCGUCGUUUUCCACUGCUAAAGAAGAAGAGGCCACCACCAAGUUGGGAACAGUGAUAGGGAUAGAUCUUGGUACCACCUACUCUUGCGUUGGGGUUUACAAGAAUGGUCAUGUUGAAAUCAUUGCCAAUGACCAAGGCAACCGUAUUACUCCUUCAUGGGUUGCUUUCACCGACUCCGAAAGGCUCAUUGGAUUAGGUAGCUUGUACUCUAAGCUAUUUCAUGCUUAUCUCAACAAGGCUGCUGUUAAUCCCGAGAGGACCAUCUUCGGCGUCAAGAGAUUGAUAGGCCGAAAAUUCGAGGACAAAGAAGUCCAAAAGGACAGGAAGCUUGUGCCUUACCAGAUUGUUAACAAGGAUGGCAAGCCCUACAUUCAAGUCAAGAUCAAGGAUGGUGAGACAAAGGUUUUCUCUCCCGAGGAGAUCAGUGCCAUGAUUCUCACUAAGAUGAAGGAGACUGCUGAAGCUUACCUUGGCAAGAAAAUAAAGGACGCCGUUGUCACUGUUCCAGCUUACUUCAACGAUGCCCAGAGGCAGGCUACAAAGGAUGCUGGUGUUAUAGCUGGUCUCAAUGUUGCCAGAAUCAUCAACGAACCCACUGCUGCUGCUAUUGCCUAUGGUCUUGAUAAGAAGGGUGGUGAGAAGAACAUCCUUGUCUUUGACCUUGGUGGUGGUACCUUCGAUGUCAGUGUCUUGACCAUUGAUAACGGCGUUUUCGAGGUUCUCUCCACAAAUGGUGACACUCACUUGGGAGGUGAAGACUUUGACCACAGGAUCAUGGAUUACUUCAUCAAGUUGAUCAAGAAGAAGCACCAAAAGGACAUCAGCAAGGACAACAAGGCUCUUGGUAAGCUCCGCAGGGAAUGUGAGAGGGCCAAGAGAGCUCUUAGUAGCCAGCACCAAGUCCGUGUAGAGAUCGAGUCACUCUUCGAUGGUGUUGAUUUCUCGGAGCCUCUCACCAGAGCUCGUUUCGAGGAGCUGAACAAUGACUUGUUCAGGAAGACAAUGGGACCCGUGAAGAAGGCCAUGGAUGAUGCUGGUCUACAGAAGAGUCAGAUCGAUGAGAUUGUCCUCGUUGGUGGAAGCACCAGGAUCCCCAAGGUCCAGCAGCUGUUGAAGGACUUCUUCGAAGGGAAAGAGCCGAACAAGGGUGUGAACCCUGACGAGGCUGUUGCUUAUGGUGCUGCUGUCCAGGGUGGUAUUUUGAGCGGAGAAGGCGGUGAUGAGACCAAAGAUAUACUUCUACUUGACGUUGCACCACUCACUUUGGGUAUUGAGACAGUUGGAGGAGUGAUGACAAAACUGAUCCCGAGAAACACAGUUAUUCCAACAAAGAAGUCUCAGGUUUUCACGACAUACCAAGACCAGCAGACAACCGUCUCCAUUCAGGUCUUUGAAGGUGAGCGAAGUCUCACUAAGGACUGCAGGCUCCUCGGGAAAUUCGACCUUACCGGAAUCCCACCGGCCCCAAGAGGAACACCUCAAAUUGAAGUAACGUUUGAAGUGGACGCGAACGGUAUCCUGAACGUGAAAGCAGAGGACAAGGCGAGUGGUAAAUCAGAGAAGAUCACAAUCACAAACGAGAAGGGACGUCUGAGCCAGGAAGAGAUAGACCGGAUGGUGAAGGAGGCAGAGGAGUUUGCAGAGGAAGACAAGAAGGUGAAGGAAAGGAUCGACGCCAGGAACAGCCUUGAGACAUACGUGUACAACAUGAAGAACCAAGUAAGCGACAAGGACAAGCUCGCUGAUAAACUGGAGGCCGAGGAGAAGGAGAAGAUAGAAGCAGCCACCAAAGAAGCUUUGGAGUGGCUUGACGAGAACCAAAACUCAGAGAAAGAAGAGUAUGACGAGAAGUUGAAGGAAGUAGAGGCAGUGUGUAACCCGAUCAUCACGGCCGUUUAUCAGAGGUCAGGUGGUGCACCAGGUGCAUCACCGAGCGAGGACGAGGAGGAUGAGUCUCACGACGAGCUCUAAGAUGUUGUAAUGCUCCUGUUUUAUAUUUGUUGAUUUGUUAAAAACCAUUAGAGAGACACAGCCUUUGGUUAAGUUUUGAGGAUAAAAAAAGACAACUCUUUCUUUAAUUAGUCUCUCUAAGAAGUUCUUCUCUUUGUCAUGUUCAUCUGAUACAUUUCUUCACGUUGAUACUUUUUUUUAUUGGUAGAAUAGAAGACCAGAAGCAAAACAAAAAAAAAUUGAUCACUUUUCAAAAAAAAAAAUGUAUUAUAGGAGUUUUGAAAAAGCUAUUAUCUUCAUUUGAGCUUGGCUUGUCCAAACCAAGACUAUUAUCUUCAUUUUAUACACUUGACUAAGGCAGUCUUUAACAAUUUCGUGGACCAAAUAUCUU
This is a messenger RNA of Brassica napus (rape), 2700 nucleotides long. Its product is annotated as heat shock 70 kDa protein BIP2-like. The record is from RefSeq and is a predicted model, not a curated record. Gene Ontology annotation, biological process: endoplasmic reticulum unfolded protein response; protein refolding; cellular response to unfolded protein. NCBI's taxonomy places the organism in Eukaryota, Viridiplantae, Streptophyta, Magnoliopsida, Brassicales, Brassicaceae. Gene Ontology annotation, molecular function: ATP-dependent protein folding chaperone; misfolded protein binding; ATP binding. Gene Ontology annotation, cellular component: nucleus; membrane; endoplasmic reticulum lumen. The transcript is spliced from 6 exons. Bases 303 to 2330 code for a protein of 675 amino acids.